This is a messenger RNA of Hemisphaericaspora subhashii, 1563 nucleotides long. Its product is annotated as cytochrome P450. Lineage: Eukaryota; Fungi; Ascomycota; Pichiomycetes; Serinales; Debaryomycetaceae. The record is from RefSeq and is a predicted model, not a curated record. The transcript has a single exon. Gene Ontology annotation, molecular function: heme binding; iron ion binding; oxidoreductase activity, acting on paired donors, with incorporation or reduction of molecular oxygen, reduced flavin or flavoprotein as one donor, and incorporation of one atom of oxygen. Bases 1 to 1563 code for a protein of 520 amino acids.
AUGUUAAAUCCAGAAAUUAUCGACGAGUACAUGCCCAAAUGGUAUAUUCUUAUCCCAGUUGCCGUUUUCAUUUAUAUCCUUUCAGUUACCUUAAUCAAAGAUGCAAUCUAUACCAGAAGGAUGGGAUGCAAGAAUCCGCCAUAUGCACAUAUAGUCAAAUUCUCCGGUGUGUUUGCGCUUAUGAGACUUCUUAAAGCUAAGAGUGAAGAUCGUUUAACUGAAUUCUUAAUGGACGUUUUCGCCCAUUAUCCGAACAAUACUUUCUUUCUUAGAUUAGCUGGUGUUUUAAAAGUGGUUUUUACUGUUGAUCCAGAUAAUAUGAAGGCUGUAUUAGCUACUCAAUUCAAUGAUUUUUCAUUAGGGAGAAGACAUGCACACUUUAAACCCUUAUUAGGAGAUGGUGUUUUUACGUUGGAUGGUGAAGCUUGGAAGUUCACUAGAGGAAUGCUAAGACCCCAAUUUGCUAGAGAGCAGAUUGGCCAUGUUCAAUUAUUAGAACCACAUGUUCAAGUACUUGCUAAACAUAUUGAAUUGUAUCAAGGUGAGACAUUUGAUCUCCAAAAGUUAUUCUUUCAAUUCACAGUUGAUACAUCUACUGAAUUAUUGUUUGGUGAAUCAGUACACUCUCUUUACGAUGAACACUUGGGUCUUCCUUGUCCCAACAAUAUUCCUGAACGUGACGGGUUCGCAGAAGCGUUCGGCAUUUCGCAAACAAUUCUUGCUUCAAGAGCAUAUCUGCAAAUAUUCCAUCAUUUAUUUAAUAGUGCUCAAUUUCGUCAUUGCAAUAAGAAGGUCCAAGCUUUGGCUCAGUAUUAUGUGCAACUUGCCCUUGAGCUUACUCCGGAAGAACUCGAAGUGAAGUCCAAAGGUAAUUAUACAUUCUUAUACGAGUUGGUCAAAAAAACUAGAAGUCCUAAGAUGUUACAAGAUCAAUUAUUGAAUAUUAUGGUUGCCGGCAGAGACACAACUGCUGGUUUAUUAUCAUUUACUAUGUUUGAAUUAGCAAGAAACCCAGAAGUUUGGGCAAAGCUUAAGGAUGAAAUCUAUACUAAAUUCGGAGGUGGUGAUGAUUCUAGGAUUGAAGAAAUCACAUUUGAAUCAUUGAAGAAAUGUGACUACUUAAAGAGUAUUCUUCAAGAGGCAUUGAGAAUGUAUCCUGCGGUUCCAAUCAAUUUUAGAGUUGCCAACAAAGAUACAACGCUACCUCGUGGUGGUGGCACAGAUGGGAAUUCUCCAAUCUUUAUUCCAAAAGGAUCUACUGUUGCUUAUAGUGUCUAUGUAACUCAUAGACGCGAAGAAUUUUAUGGAAAAGAUGCAGACAAGUUUAGACCAGAGAGAUGGGAUGACUUGAAGAAGUUGGGUUGGGCAUAUCUCCCAUUCAACGGUGGUCCAAGAAUAUGUCUUGGGCAGCAAUUUGCUCUUACUGAAGCUUCGUAUGUCAUUGCAAGAUUAGCUCAAAUGUUUCCAAAUAUUAAAAGUAUGGAUCCAAGCUAUCCACCCAAGCAACAUUUACACUUGACUGCCAGUCUUCAACCUGGGACGCAGAUUCAAAUGUGGAAAUGA